AUGGCUAUCCAUGUCGACUCUAAGAACGUCCGGGCAGUUGAGCUUUACUGCUGGCUGCCCGUAGCGCGCCGAUUGGACGUCUGGCCCUUCGCCGUCGUGUACGCCGUGUGGCUGGCGCUGCUGGUAACCCGGAUUCGCCUGGACUUCGUGGAGAUGGCUAUCGUGACGGGCGCGCUGGUUUCGCUGAACAUCCUGACGGCGCUGUUCACUGUGUGGUCCGUGGACUUCAGGUGUUUCGCGCACGCGCGGCAGGUAGCAUCAGUGCACGAGGCAGAGGUGUGCAAGGUCAUUCCGUCCAAGUUCGGAGGUUCCAAGGAGGUGGUGCCGCUAACCAAGCGCAAGCACCAGUUUGUGUACGACGAGGGGGAGGGAGUGUUCAAGAAGCUGCGGUAUCCGAGCAAGGAGACGUUUGGAGCGUACGUGCAGUGGAAGGGGUAUGGCACGCCCGCUAAGGUGGAGGCCGCCCGCCAUCGAUGGGGCCGCAACGCGUUUGAGUUCCCAGCGCCCACCUUCCUCGCUCUCUUCAAAGAGCAGUGCUCAGAGCCUUUCUUUGUCUUCCAGGUGUUCUGUGUGGCGCUGUGGUGCAUGGACGAGUACUGGUACUACUCCAUCUUCACGCUCUUCAUGCUGCUCGUCUUCGAGUCCACCGUCGUUGCCAGUCGCCUGCGCACACUCAGCGAGCUGCGCCGCGUGCGCGUCGACACACAGGGGAUUCUCGUGCACCGCGAGGGCAAGUGGGUGACCCUAACAGGCCCUGAUCUCGUGCCUGGAGACAUUGUCUCUAUCGGCCGCUCUGCUGCUGCUCACACCUCGGGGGGGAAGGGACGAGCAGGGGCAGGGGGAGCGGCAGGGGCGGGAGGGGCAGUGGAGGAGCGUACUGUGCCGGCUGAUCUGCUGCUGUUGGCGGGGACUGUGAUUGCCAACGAGGCGAUUCUCACAGGGGAGAGCACCCCGCAGUGGAAGGUGGGUGCGGCUCCCUCCCCUCUCUCCUCUUUCCCCCUUCGCCGCCCUCCCACCUGCCAGACGCCAGCGUCCAUGCGGGAGGGCAGCGAGCGCGUGUCAGUUCGGCGGGACAAGGCACACGUGCUGUUCUCAGGGACCAAGAUUCUGCAGCACACGCCCGACAAGACAGCAGCGAUCAGAGCACCGGACGGGGGGUGUGUGGCAGUGGUGCUGCGGACGGGCUUUGACACCAGCCAGGGCAAGCUCAUGCGCACCAUCCUCUUCUCCACUGAUCGGGUGACGGCCAACAGUGCGGAGAGUGGCCUCUUCAUCCUCUUCCUCGUUGUCUUUGCCAUCGUUGCUGCUGGCUAUGUGCUCUACAAGGGUUUGGAGGACCCACACCGCAGUCGCUACAAGCUAUUUCUCAACUGUUCGCUCAUCAUCACGUCUGUCAUCCCGCCCGAGCUGCCAAUGGAGCUCUCCAUCGCCGUCAACACCUCCCUCAUUGCCCUUGUCCGCCAGGGCAUCUACUGCACCGAGCCCUUCAGAAUCCCGUUUGCCGGCAAGGUGGACAUUUGCUGUUUCGACAAGACCGGGACGCUCACUUCAGAUGACAUGGAGUUCCGUGGAGUGGUGGGGGUGGAGGGAGGGGGCUCCUUGGAUCUCUCUGCGGACUGCCAUCGCUUCCCGCUGCCAACGCUGCUCACCCUUGCCGCCUGCCACUCGCUCGUCUUUGUCGACAACAAGAUGGUGGGGGACCCGUUGGAGAAGGCAGCGUUGACUGGCGUUGACUGGGGCUUCACAGCAGAAGAGAAGGCGCACUCAAGAAAGGGGCAGCACCACGAGGCGAGCAUAAUAUGCCGGCACCACUUCGCAUCGCACCUGAAGCGCAUGGCAGUGAUUGCACGCGUGGACAGCAAGCCUGGCUUCAUGGUUCUUGUCAAGGGAGCCCCUGAGACGAUAAUGGAGCGGUUGGGAGAGGUGCCAAUGGGGUACAGUGCGGCAUACAAGCAGUUCACCCGUCAGGGGGCACGUGUGCUCGCCCUGGCCUACAAGCAACUGCCUGACAUGACGGUGACAGAGGCCAGGGCUCUGGAGCGUGAUGAUGUGGAGAGUGGCCUGACAUUCGCUGGCUUCGCGGUCUUUGCAUGCCCCAUUCGCUCUGACUCUGCCGCAGUGCUGGCUGAGCUGCGCCAUUCUUCCCACGACUUGGUGAUGAUUACUGGAGAUCAAGCGCUGACAGCAUGCCACGUGGCAGGGCAGGUGAACAUAGUGACUCGCCCUGUGCUCGUGCUUACCCCCUCUGCUGAGGGUGGAUUCAACUGGCUCUCACCUGAUGAAGUCACCUGCAUGCCCUACAGGGAGGAGGAGGUGGAGCGGGUGAGUGAGGAGUACGACCUAUGUGUGGCGGGCGAUGGUAUCGCCAUGCUGCAGCGCUGCAACGCCCUCUCCCUCGUCGUCCCGCGCACGCAGGUGUUCGCACGGGUAUCACCAGAGCAGAAGGAGGUGAUUCUAGCGACGCUCAAGGACGUGGGGCGGGUGACGCUCAUGUGUGGCGACGGCACCAACGAUGUGGGGGCACUGAAGCGCGCCGAUGUGGGCGUUGCUCUGCUCAACGCUGUCCCGCCUGCUCCUGCGGGAAAGAAGAGCACUGGGGAUGCUGCUGCAGGGGCUGCAAAGCACAAGAGGAGACCAGGGCAACCUCACACCGCAGCAGGCAUAGGCGGAUCCACAGGAGCCACCACAGGCGGCGCCCUUGCUUCCACCGCAGCAGGCAGUAGCAGCAGCACCACUGCCGCCGCAUCAGCAGCAGCAGCGGGGCCAGGAGGGGUGGUUAACCCACGCCUAUCCGCACGGGAGAUGCACCAGCGGAAGGUGAAGGAGCAGCAGGAGAAGCUGCAGAAGCUGAUGAAAGAGCUCGAGGACGGCGGGGACGGGCGCGCACCGGUUGUGAAGCUCGGCGACGCAUCCAUGGCCUCUCCAUUCACAGCCAAGCACGCCUCUGUAAAACCCACCCGGGACAUCCUCCGCCAGGGCCGCGCGACGCUGGUUACCACGUUACAGAUGUUCAAGAUCCUCGGUUUGAACUGCCUGGCGACAGCCUAUGUUAUGUCUGUGUUGUCCCUUGAUGGGGUGAAGCUCGGCGACACACAGGCGACGAUCAGCGGCGUGUUCACCGCGGCAUUCUUCCUCUUCCUCUCGCAGGCCAAGCCUCUCGACACACUCUCCAAGGAGCGCCCGCACCCGAACGUCUUCUCAGCUUACGUCCUCAUCUCCAUCCUCGGACAAUUUGCCAUGCACAUCACGUUCCUCAUAACGGCCGUCUCCUGGGCUCAGACCUUCAUGCCUGAGGAAUGCAUUGAACCCGACUCAACCUUCUUUCCGAACCUCGUCAACACGGUGUCCUACAUGGCGACUAUGAUGAUCCAGGUUGCGACGUUCGCAGUGAACUACAUUGGGCAUCCGUUCAACCAGAGCAUACGCGAGAACACGCAGUUUUUCUACGCGCUGUCGGCCGCAGCGGUGUUCUUCACAGUGGUGGCUUCGGACACGAUCCGAGAGCUGAACGACUCAUUGGAAUUGGUGAAGCUGCCGCAGCCGCUGGGGGUUUCGCUGCUCGGCAUGGCUGCGGUCAUGGGAACAGGGAUGGUGAGGGAAGGAGCGAGUGGUGGUGUUGGGGAUGGGAUUCUAGGGAAGAAGUAUGCUUGA
This is a messenger RNA of Closterium sp. Yama58-4, 3651 nucleotides long. The record is from the annotation of a GenBank genome assembly. NCBI's taxonomy places the organism in Eukaryota, Viridiplantae, Streptophyta, Zygnematophyceae, Desmidiales, Closteriaceae.